AUGAAGCUCUCUUCCGCUGUUAUGCUGGCGAUUGCCGGCUUGGCCGCUGCCGCUCCAGUCGAAAUCUCGGAGAACGUCAAGAACAUCUUCGAACGUCAACAGCAGACAUGUGUUCGUGUUGGCCAGAGCUGUCAACAGAAGCCUAAUGGCUGCUGCAACCCACAGCAGAACUUCUGCAACCAGACAUUUGUCUGCCAGUCCAGGUCCGGCGGUGGCGGUGGCGGGGGCGGCGGUACCCCACCAGGAGGAGGAGGAGGUGGUGGAACCCCGCCAGGCGGAGGCGGAGGCGGUGGCGGAGGCGGAGGUGGAGGUGGCGGCGGUGGCGGCUACUCUGGUUACAGUGGUUACUCUGGAGGCAGCGGUGGCUCCGGCUACAGCGGCUAUAGCGGUGGCUCCGGUGGUUCAGGCUAUUCGGGAGGAGGCGGUUCGUACGGAGGCGGUUCGUAUGGAGGUGGUGGCUAUGGUGGUUACUACCGCAAGGCCGAUGCAGCCGCAGCAGAGCCUCCAAAAGAGGACCCAACCACUCAGAUCACCGCGCCACCACUCGAGACUGUUGCAGAAGCAGCAGUUUAG
Molecule: messenger RNA, 573 nt
Organism: Fulvia fulva
Lineage: Eukaryota; Fungi; Ascomycota; Dothideomycetes; Mycosphaerellales; Mycosphaerellaceae
Exons: 8
Coding region: 1-573 (190 amino acids)
Source: RefSeq, a predicted model, not a curated record